Messenger RNA from Fusarium vanettenii 77-13-4, 469 nucleotides. RefSeq lists its product as uncharacterized. The record is from RefSeq and is a predicted model, not a curated record. Lineage: Eukaryota; Fungi; Ascomycota; Sordariomycetes; Hypocreales; Nectriaceae. The transcript has 2 exons. Bases 110 to 352 code for a protein of 80 amino acids.
CAAGCAUCCAUUUGAGAUCUUGACAACUACCACAAUCCUUGUCUUCGACUACCGGUCACUUACACCACUUACACCACUUGCACCAAUUACAACACUCAAGACCUUCAAAAUGGUUGCUGCUCCCAUGAUCAAGCCUACUGCUGGCCCUAAGGCCCUCCCUCUUCUUCUCGUUGUCGGAAGCGUCUCAGUUGUCGGCACCUACGUUUCCUCCCAGCUCAGGACACAAUCCCGCACAUUCGACCGGUACUUUAGCCAAUACAACAGCACCCAGAGCGAAGCGGCCCGGGCAAAGACCUUUGACGGUUCUGUUCCUGACCCUCGCACGAGCAUCUUUAACAUUCUCGGCUGGUGAUUUUAUGGAGUUUCUUGGAUAAAUGGAUGGUGUUUUGGAAAGGCAAUCAUAGCGUUGGGUUUUACUACGAGGCGAGGGAUAGAACAGCCUCGAUGAAUUGAGUAAUAUUAAACUGUU